GUGCAAUGUAUGGACGGCUCCUGUCCACCCACACUGCCUGUCUCGGAGUGCGGCGCGACAUGCGGGCCCCAGCGACCUUGUGAUAGCACACAACUAUGCUGCCCCACUGAAUGCGGUGGCUCCAUCUGUGUGGACCCUAUGACUAAACGACACUUCGUUAAUUACGUGAAGGACGGCAAAUGUUCGGAGCAGCCGCGGGGCACGUGGUCGUGUAGUCAUACCUGUACGACGGACGCCGACUGCCCGCGAGCACUCAAGUGCUGCCCAAACAGAUGCGGUGCCCUUACCUGCAGGAUGCCUUCAUUCCCUAACGUGCCUCUAGCUUCAUAAUAAUUAUAAAUGUGAAAGUUUAGAUGGAUGGAUGGAUGGAUGUUUGUUAGAGUUUGUA
Papilio polytes (common Mormon) is the source of this 388-nucleotide messenger RNA. RefSeq names its product waprin-Phi1-like. The transcript has 2 exons. Bases 10 to 330 code for a protein of 106 amino acids. Gene Ontology annotation, cellular component: extracellular region. The record is from RefSeq and is a predicted model, not a curated record. Lineage: Eukaryota; Metazoa; Arthropoda; Insecta; Lepidoptera; Papilionidae. Gene Ontology annotation, molecular function: peptidase inhibitor activity.